AUGGCGGCACCAAAACGGAAACAAGAUAACUACCCCGUGGCCAGUAAGAAGCCUAAAUACGGGAAAGAAUUUACAAAAAAUAACUCUAAAGAUGGUGAAACUAAGAAGAGCAAAAAGGAACUUGCUGCUGCGCCAAAAUCAAAGCCGGUAUUAAACGUGGAGUCCGAUAGCGACGAAUUGGACGAUGACGAUGCGCUCGUGGGCAUCAAGGAUGACGGGAGUGGGGCAGAGGAAGAAGAUGAGGAAGGUGACGAGGAAGGUGACAAAAUGAACACUGAAGGGAAAGUAGACGGGAGCGCCGAGGCUGGAACUGGAUCUUCAAAAUCCAAAGAAGCGCAUGCAGAGCAGAAACGUCUUGCAGCAGAACGAAAGCAAGCAAAGCCACUUGGAAACAUCCUCAUCAGAGGGAAAAAAAUAUGGGAACAGAUUAGAAGACGACAAUUGCCUGCUGCCGAGCGAAAGGGGCUCAUUGAAGAGUUGUCAAAACUAAUCAAAGGAAACGUUAAAGAGCUGGUCUUCAAGCACGAUGCAUCCCGGAUUGUACAGACCGCAUUGAAAUACGGUGACAAAAAGACAAAGGAAAAUAUCACACUUGAGCUGAAAGGGACAUAUGUCGCUUUGGCGCAAAGCAGCUACGGAAAAUACAUGGUUGUUAAGCUCAUGCAUUACGGUUCCCCCGAAAUGAAGAAAAUGGUUGUAGAAGAGUUCUACGGAAGCGUGCGAAAGUUGAUCAAACAUCGUGAAGCAUCUUUUGUCAUCGAAGAUUGCUUCCGGGAAUAUGCCACCCCAGCACAAAAAGCAAUGCUUCUCCGCGAGUUUUAUGGCGUUGAAUUUGCUAUUUUCAAAGACGAAAAAGAUGCUACGACAUCAUUGAAGGAUAUUCUUGAGAAAAUGCCUGAUAAGAGGGCCAUCAUUAUGAAGUCUCUAUUUGACCUUAUCUCUGGCGUGGUAGAGAAGGGCGCUGUGUUUUUCACAAUCGUUCAUAAAGCCAUGUUGGAGUAUAUUUCCAACGCUAAGAUUGGUACCCCAGAAGUAACCGAGUUCAUUGAGCUAGUAAAGGAACACGUACAUGAUAUUGCCUUUACAAAAGAUGGCACUCAGGUUGUUAUGCGAUGUUUAGCGCUGGGAACUGCAAAGGACCGAAAAGUGAUGAUAAAACAACUCAAACCAGUCACUGUGCAACUUGCUACAAGCGAAGUAGCUUUCCUUGUCCUUGUAGCAGUAUUCGAAACUGUGGACGAUACUGUCCUUGUGGCCAAGUCCCUACUGCCUGAGUUCCAGUCAAACUUCAAUAAUCUUGCAAUUGACAAGUUCGGUCGGAUCGCCGUUCUAUAUCCUUUUGCCGGACGCAAACCUAGACUUCUCCCGCCCUCAGCACUUCCUCUCCUCAAAGAGAUUGACGAGCUUCGCCAGACGACCAGUAAGAAAGACCCAGAAACGCGCCAGUCCGAACUAAGGAACCAUUUUUCCCCUGUUCUGAUAGAGGGCAUUACCGGGAACGCCGAAGAUUUGUGUGCAAACUCGUUUGGGUGUCAAUUUAUCAUUGAGGUUCUUUUGGGCGCCACUGGUGAUAAAGCCUCAACGCUAGAAAGAGUUGCUGAACAAGCAGCAGGCGAUCCAACCUCUGAAGGCCAUAUUGUAGGCACGGCUUUUGGUGGUAGAAUGCUAAAGACUCUUGUAGCAGGUGGUCACUACAAUCCUAAAGAAAAGAAGGUUGAAGUUGUCACGCCACCAAUUAAUUUCCACAAUCUUCUUUACCCCAAAAUCAAGCCUCAUCUUCUUUCCUGGGCAACGGGAGCAGGGUCGUUCAUUGUGGUUGGAUUGCUUGAAACAGAAGGCUUUGAGCACGGAUCUGAUCUGCGCAAGGAGCUGAAAGAGAAGAAGUCAAUGGCGAGGCUGAAGUCUGCAGUUGAGGAUGGAAACAAAGGAUCUAGUGUGAUCCUUGAGGCCCUCGAGUAA
Messenger RNA from Morchella importuna, 1959 nucleotides. RefSeq lists its product as uncharacterized. NCBI's taxonomy places the organism in Eukaryota, Fungi, Ascomycota, Pezizomycetes, Pezizales, Morchellaceae. Gene Ontology annotation, cellular component: nucleolus. The coding region runs from base 1 to 1959 and encodes 652 amino acids. Gene Ontology annotation, molecular function: mRNA binding. The record is from RefSeq and is a predicted model, not a curated record. The transcript is spliced from 7 exons. Gene Ontology annotation, biological process: regulation of translation.